Messenger RNA from Marmota flaviventris (yellow-bellied marmot), 2420 nucleotides. The record is from RefSeq and is a predicted model, not a curated record. NCBI's taxonomy places the organism in Eukaryota, Metazoa, Chordata, Mammalia, Rodentia, Sciuridae.
CAUGUUCCGUAAGAAAAAGAAGAAACGCCCAGAGAUCUCAGCCCCACAGAACUUCCAACACCGUGUCCACACCUCCUUCGACCCCAAAGAGGGCAAGUUUGUGGGCCUCCCACCACAAUGGCAGAACAUCCUGGAUACACUGAGGCGCCCCAAGCCCGUGGUGGACCCUUCACGCAUCACACGAGUGCAGCUCCAGCCCAUGAAGACAGUGGUACGGGGCAGCUCGGUGCCAACAGAUGGCUACAUCUCAGGGCUGCUCAAUGACAUCCAGAAGUUGUCAGUCAUCAGUUCCAAUACUCUCCGUGGUCGCAGCCCUACCAACCGGCGGCGGGCACAGUCUUUGGGGCUGCUAGGGGAUGAGCACUGGGCCAAUGAUCCGGACAUGUACCUCCAGAGCCCCCAGUCUGAGCGCACUGACCCCCACAGCCUCUACCUCAGCUGCAACGGGGGCACACCAGCAGGUCACAGGCAGAUGCCAUGGCCUGAACCACAGAGCCCACAGGUCCUGCCUAACGGGUUGGCCACCAAGGCACAGUCCCUGGGCCCUGCUGAAUUCCAGGGUGCCUCACAGCGCUGCCUGCAGCUGGGCGCCUGCCUGCAGAGCUCCCCACCUGGCACCUCACCCCCUAUGGCUACAGGGAGGUGGGGCGUGAAGGGUGCCAAGCAUGGCUCUGAGGAAGCCCGGCCACAGUCUUGCCUGGUGGGCUCAGCCACAGGCAGGCCAGGUGGCGAAGGCAGCCCUAGCCCAAAGGCCCAAGAGAACAGCCUCAAGCGCAGGUUAUUUCGAAGCAUGUUCCUCUCCACUCCUGCCACGGCACCUCCAAGCAGCAGCAAGCCAGGCCUUCCACCACAGAGCAAGCCCAACUCUGCUUUCCGACCGCCACAGAAAGACUCCCCUCCAAGCCUGGUGGCCAAGGCCCAAUCCUUGCCCUCAGAACAACCCAUGGGGACCUUCAGUCCUCUGACCACCUCGGACACCAGCAGCCCCCAGAAGUCCCUCCGCAUAGCCCCAGCCACUGGCCCACUUCCAGGUCGGUCUUCCCCAGCGGGCUCCCCCCGCACCCGGCAUGCCCAGAUCAGCACCAGCAACCUGUACCUGCCCCAGGACCCCACAGUGGCCAAGGGUGCCCUGGCUAGUGAGGACACGGGCAUUGUGACACAUGAGCAGUUCAAGGCUGCACUCAGGAUGGUGGUGGACCAGGGUGACCCCCGGCUACUGCUGGACAGCUACGUGAAGAUUGGCGAGGGCUCCACGGGCAUUGUUUGCCUAGCCCGAGAGAAGCACUCUGGCCGCCAGGUGGCCGUCAAGAUGAUGGACCUCAGGAAGCAGCAGCGCAGGGAGCUGCUCUUUAAUGAGGUGGUGAUCAUGCGGGACUAUCAGCACUUCAACGUGGUGGAGAUGUACAAGAGUUACCUGGUGGGCGAGGAGCUGUGGGUGCUAAUGGAGUUCCUGCAGGGCGGGGCCCUCACAGACAUCAUCUCCCAAGUCAGGCUGAAUGAGGAGCAGAUCGCCACUGUGUGUGAGGCUGUGCUGCAGGCCCUGGCCUACCUGCAUGCCCAAGGUGUCAUCCACCGGGACAUCAAGAGUGAUUCCAUCCUGCUGACCCUUGAUGGCAGGGUGAAGCUCUCGGACUUUGGAUUCUGUGCUCAGAUCAGCAAAGAUGUCCCUAAGAGGAAGUCCCUGGUGGGAACCCCCUACUGGAUGGCUCCUGAAGUGAUCUCAAGGUCUCUGUAUGCCACUGAGGUGGAUAUCUGGUCUCUGGGCAUCAUGGUGAUUGAGAUGGUGGAUGGGGAGCCUCCCUAUUUCAGUGACUCCCCAGUGCAAGCCAUGAAGAGGCUCCGGGACAACCCCCCACCCAAGCUGAAAAACUCUCACAAGGUAUCCCCAGUGCUGCGAGACUUCCUGGAGCGGAUGCUGGUGCGGGAUCCCCAAGAGAGAGCCACGGCCCAGGAGCUCCUGGACCACCCUUUCCUGCUGCAGACAGGGCUGCCUGAGUGCCUGGUGCCCCUGAUCCAGCUCUACCGCAAGCAGACCUCCACCUGCUGAGCCCACUCUGAACUAUGGGCUGGGACAGAAGGUAUACCACCUCCUGGGGGUCCAUCACAUCAGAAGGGGCACCCCAUCUGUGUGAACCUGCUGCCCCAGCUGCCUCUGCAGACCCUUGCCCCCUUAUCCUCCUUCCCUCUCCACCUUCUAGGCUAUUGUGAGACAGGGAAGGCCAGGGAAGAAUUCCAGGUGUCUGGACCCUUUCCAGAUAAUAUUUUUAGAUCUCUCUGUCCCCUGUGAUCAGCUUUAGGGCAAAGAAGUUGCAAGGACAUUUUUUUAAGGGUCAGGGUUUUAAAAACAAAAGGAUCUUCCCUAGAAAUUUUUGUGAAUUGUUUGCACUUGUGCCUGUUUUAAAUUAAACUGAGUGUUUAAA